AUGUUGUUGAAGGCCGUCACCAGAAAAUUCGUUCACGAAGACAGCGGCGGCGUUACAGCUCUCUGCGGGGCCGUAGAAGCCUGUCUCGGCCAGGGUCUGCGGAGGCGAGCGUUGGGCCUCUUCAAGACCAACUCGACUACUGCCUUGCUGCAUAAGAUCGCUAAGCACUGCCCAGAAGCAGCCCUAGUAUCCGCACGAGUGCUAUCAGCCGAGGGCGCUCCAGCGGUCCGUUCGGCCUCGGGCGUAGAACGACGGCCUUCAGCUCCUCGGCCUCCACUGAACAAACGAGGCUCCGGGUCUUUACUGUCGUCUUCACCACCACAACCAAGAUACCUCUGGAUCCGAAUAGCGUUGUUCGAGCGUCAACUCGCCAAAAUAAUCGAGCAUCUCGUGAGCAACGCUACCCGAUACUACGAACGAGACGCUUUGGUCGCCGAUCCUGACUUCGGGAGUAUUCUCAGCUCUUUGCUGGUGGGGCCCUGCGCCCUGGAGUAUUCUAAAGCGAAGGCUCCAGCUUGCUUCUGGACGGAUCCGCCGGCGGACGAGCUGGUUCAACGCCACAGGAUGUCAGCCGGUACGACCACGCCGCCCUCGGUGCGGCGGCCUAUCCUCAACUUCGGGAGGAGCCUCAACACAUCUUCGGACGACAGUGCCUCUGGGAACACUGGUGCAAUCAAUGCCGUUGGAUCGACAGCGAAGGACUACGUGGAGAGUUUGCACCAGAACUCCCGGGCGGCGCUCUUAUAUGGCAAGAACAAUGUACGCGUACAACCGAAAGACGUAGCGGAGCCCAUGCCGGGCUACCUGAGCCUUCACCAGACUGCUGCUGGUCUGAUCAUCAAGUGGACCCCUAACCAGCUCAUGAACGGGUACGCUGAGAGCGAAGGAGUUGAUAAAAGUUUCCGCUGUCACAUUGUGCAUGCGUCCGCCUGCCCUCACACGUGUCUCAUGUGCAGCCCUGCGCCCUGCUCAGUAUACAGGCGCCUUUGCUCUGGCCCUUUGUGCAUUGACUGCGUGUACUGGGCGAUGUCGCUGCAAGUGUGCGUGUGGGAGGUGGUAUACGUCCACGUGCAUCGCGCUCCCGGCGCCGACGCGCUUAUACUCGUAGGCCAAGAUGGCGUGCAACGCCCGCCCAUACACUUCCCUAAAGGUGGUCAUCUUCUCUCAUUCCUGAGCAACUUAGAAACUGGACUGUUGCCACAUGGGCAACUCGAUCCUCCACUCUGGUCACAAAGAGGAGCUGGAAAGGUAUUUGGGCGUGGCAAAGGCCGCCGACGCCCGAUGCCAAGCCUGUGCGAGAGCGGAGAGACUGAUGAAACUGAAUGGGAAGAGGCGGCUGGAGACUACGUCUUCCGAAUUGUCAACAAUGCUAUAGCGGAUCGGGAAGCGAUGCGUCACUCACUCCUAGAGCGUUCCGUGCAAUCCCCACCGCGCACACCUCGACGCCCUCUCGCGUCCACUUCCACAACAUCAUCGGAUUCAAGCACCAUGUCUGUGGACUGUCCGCCAUCCGCUGGGCUCAAUGGACACCCGCCGGCGUUGAUACAGCAUCACCCCGUAGAACAGUCAGCGUCAAUCGAGCUAGUAUGCAGCACAAUGCGUCGACAGAUCAUCUCCCGCGCAUUCUACGGGUGGUUGGCGUACUGCAGGCAUCUUUCGACCGUGCGCACACAUUUGAGCGGCUUAGUUCAUCCUAAUAUUAUACCCAGCGAGGGUGCUGAAGGCGGUCUUACAGAGGAAAGAUGGAGGGCCAUGACGGAUGAGCGCGGUGCCGUCAGCGAUAAAGAUGAAGUGUAUCGACUGGUAUACUAUGGUGGUGUGCAACACGACAUACGCCGGGAAGUGUGGCCGUAUCUACUUGGAUAUUAUGAAUUUGGCUCAACAACAGAAGAGCGCGCAGAACAAGACGCAGCCUGCCGCCGACAAUACGAGACUGUGAUGUCAGAGUGGCUCUGCGUGGAAGCCAUCGUGAGGCAGCGGGACCGAGAAGCUACAGCUGCUUCUAUAGCCAGGCUGAGUGAGGCUUCUGGCAGGCUGAAGCCGGUUGAGAAUGCAUCGCCAAGCGAGGUGUUUGAAGACGACUGCAGCAUUAUAUCUGACAACCCACCAGUUGUUUCACCGGAACCAAACGAAAUCGAACAAAAGAAGCCAGAAUCAAAACCGGUUCUGUCAAGAGCGCCAAGCAUAGACGAAGUAGACAACAUAGAGAUGGAUUCAGAAGACAAAGAGAAUAUAAACGGAGAGACUGAGAAGGGUGAUAGUAGGGAUGUAGAUUUAGACAGUCUUAAAGACUUAGAUGAAGAGGAGGAAGUACACAUUAAGAGUACAGUUGAGAAUCCUGAUAUGAGAAGGGAGAGCAUAGCUGAGAUAAAGAGGUUGGCUGAAGGCAUAGUGCAGACGGGCAGCGGACGAGGGCCGUUGUGUAGCGUGGAUAGUGCGAACAUAAAUCUAAACGGGAACGAAUUGAGGUCAUCGUUGGACGAGAGUGUGCCAGUAGCUCCGCCGCCACCGCAGCAGCAGCAUACAAGUGUGAUUAUUACGAAUCCAUCAGUUGAUCUGGCAGCGGGCGGGUCACCUGCGUCAGGAGGAACCACUGCGAACAUGAGCCCAGCACGCAGUCCGCUCGGCGUGGUGCGUGAGGAGUCCACGUCAGCUGGCGCGUCCUUCGACACCUUGGAACCUUCCAAUGAUCCCAGACCAGAGAACAGGUCUAACUGUGUGUCGCCGGCAAGCUCCAAUGGCGGUGUUUACUCAAAUGAGUUGGUGGAAAGUUUUGCUUUGAACUUGCACCGCAUUGAGAAAGACGUGCAGAGGUGCGACAGGAACUAUCCGUUCUUCACAGACGAGAACCUGGACAAGCUCAGGAAUAUUAUGUGCACGUACGUCUGGGAGCACCUAGAAAUGGGUUACAUGCAGGGCAUGUGUGACUUGGCAGCACCACUCCUCGUGAUGAUGAGGGAGGAGGGCGCCGCACACGCUCUGUUCGCGGCCCUCAUGACUCGCGCCAAGGAUAACUUCCCAUCUGGGCAGGCUAUGGAUGCGCACUUUGCGGACAUGAGGUCUCUGAUCCAGAUCCUGGAUUGCGAGCUGUAUGAGCUGAUGCACGCCCACGGCGACUACACACACUUCUACUUCUGCUACCGCUGGUUCCUGCUUGAUUUCAAGCGCGAGUUACUCUAUCAAGAUGUGUUUGCUGCAUGGGAGUUGAUUUGGGCAGCGCGGCACGUGGCCUCUGAACAUAUGGUGCUGUUCCUAGCAUUGGCUCUUCUGGAGACCUACAGAGACGUCAUUUUGGCUAACACCAUGGACUUUACGGAUAUCAUCAAGUUUUUCAAUGAAAUGGCGGAACGGCACGACGCCUCAGCAGUGCUGUCUCUCGCAAGGGACCUUGUGCUGCAAGUUCAAACCUUGAUAGAGAACAAAUAAACUGUAGGUAUCUAACAAUAAUACUUAUCACGACUCUACUUAGGCAUAUGGAUCAUCGAAAGUAGGGAAUUAUUUUGGAUAAAGAUAAUGUACUUAUUUAAGUUGAUUUAAAAAAUCCUACUUAUGAUCGACUGGUGCCUGUAUACGGCUACUUCUCAAAGCUUUAUUUGUAUGAUUUAAUAAGAAAAUGUAUGUAUCGCAUGCAAAGAUAUAUUAUGUUGUUUGAAAAUGGAUCGGUAGAUAUACAUUAUAACUUGUGAUCUGCCGUCAAGGAAAGGAGUAGGUACCUAUAUCUUAAAUAUGUUAUUUAUCAACUUGGCAAAAAAGCAGCUCACUGUAGGUACUUAGCAUCGUAAAUUAGCAUUAUUUUUGUACCUAGUUCCUUUAACACCGUUCUGCAAUUACGAUGACCUAAAUUCAUAAUUCCUAAAACAUUAUAAUCAUAAUCAUAAUUUUUAUUUGCUUUUAAAAAGGUGUUACAUAAUUUUUGUGUCCCAACUUUUUAGCCGGUUUUGACAGCAUGCAAAAUAUACUACCUACUAACUAAAAUUACAUUCAAUUCCCUUAAUUACUUACGUAUUAAACUAUUCUAUUAUAAUAAGUAUGCAUAUACACGGUGUUAAGUACAUGAGGAAACCGAUUAAUUUGAACAACGUAUUCCUCAUCAUUUUAGAAGAUUAAAAUGUCAUAUAAACUUGAUUUCGCCUACUUUCAUAGUUAUAAGCAUUAACAAUUAUUAUUUCUAAGAACAAAACACUGUUUUGAUCGUAUCCUCGUUGUUAAAUAUCAAAAAGUAACUAAUGACUCAUUGCACAAAAGUAUUUUUUUAGAAAAGCAUUUACUUCUGUGAAUAUACAUCCAACAUACCUAAAAAAUACACAAAAAAAAAUAUUUUGGCGAAAUGUGUUGACGUCAUAUAACAUUUAUAUUUAUUUUGCCCUCAGAAAUGCGUAGUUAAGUUAAAUCUUUCAGUUUCCUCAUGCUACACCGUGUAUAAUUAUAUAUAUAAAUCAGAGUGUUGACACUCAAUCGUAAUGUAACAAUUACAAAACGAUCAUUAUUUUGGUACAUUUUACUCGUAGCAAACGAGAAUGCUAAGUUAGGCAAAUCGUCUAUUAAAUAAAGUAAGCCAACUUAUUUGUUAGAUAUAAUCCAGUUGAAUUAAUGUCAGAUUGAAUAAGACAUGCUCACUUUUAUAUGUACUGAAUUUAUAUUAGUAACUCAAAAAAUACGAAUAUUUACGUAUUUUUUUAUUUAUUGCAGACGAUAAAUAUAAUAAUAUUUCAGAAUCUUAUGAAACAUAAAUAAUAAAUAAUUAUAUUCAUUACCAAUUUAGGUUCUACCUACUAAGUACAUUUAUAUACGUCGUUUAUAAUAGCCAAUAGUUGGCAGGAAGCUGCAUAGGAUCGGGAUAAUUGGCGUGAUCUCGUUUUGAAGGCUAAGGACCUCUUUGGAUAGCAGAGCCAUAUUUAGUUAUAGUUUCAGUUACUUUUCAAUUACAUACCAUCAUCAUCAUCAUCAUAUCAGCCGAAAGACGUCCACUGCUGGACAUAGGCCUCCCCCAAAGAUUGCCACAAUGACCUGUCCUGCGCAUUACAUACCAAUUCAAACCAAAAACAAUAAACAUGAAUGAGGAAAACGCGAGAAUUUUACUUAUUUCAUUCAUGAAAUUAAUAGGAAGUGUUUUGAUAACAUACACAUUACACAUACACUACUAGAGGGGUUCCUCGAAUUUGUACUACAUAAUAUUUACUCAUUGCUUGUAGUAAAGGAAUCCCCGGUAUUGUAGAUAAAAACAUUCUUUAGUUACUACACGGUUCAGUGCCUACGUUAGGUAGUGCGCAAGCGGUCGCGCUUAAUCCAUCAAGAUGUAUGUCCGUACAAUCGAGAAUAUUCGGAAUAUUUGGAGUUAUAGCAGAAUUUUCCUAACACAAUUGAUGUAAAGAAUGCUCAGUAAAGUAAUAAUUGAUUUGAAACGUUGAAAACAUAAUAUAAAUAAUUUCCGAAAAAAUAGAAUGCUAUUGGAAUGCCCCUAUUAAUAUA
Leguminivora glycinivorella is the source of this 5469-nucleotide messenger RNA. RefSeq names its product small G protein signaling modulator 2-like. NCBI's taxonomy places the organism in Eukaryota, Metazoa, Arthropoda, Insecta, Lepidoptera, Tortricidae. Bases 1 to 3426 code for a protein of 1141 amino acids. The record is from RefSeq and is a predicted model, not a curated record. Gene Ontology annotation, molecular function: GTPase activator activity. The transcript has 22 exons. Gene Ontology annotation, biological process: activation of GTPase activity.